CCAGCACUCCAAACUUUUGCUCUAAUAUUAUCAAAGAGGAGGCACUUAAUAUCCGAAGUUGAUAUAGAACUGAAGCCAUUGAUUGCAACUUGGGCUUCUAAGGUCAAUGGAUGAUCUCUCCACUUCUAAAGCAGCCAUGUGCCUUUUUUCCACUGUUAGGGAAAAAGCACUUGCAGUAGCUUCCCAUGGCCAAAUCUUGAAUAUUGCAAAAGGAAAUGGGCCGGGUGGGCUCAAUGAUGAGAUGGAUCCAGGUAAGAGUAGUAACGGGCCAAUAUUGGGUGGGAAAAAUCAAGAAGUGCAAAGCCCAUAUCAGAUAAGUAAAGAAACCAAAGAAAAAUUAAAAGAGGGCAAGCACGUGAGGCCAGGAGCAAUAGAAUCAGACCUGUUCUGGGAAGACAUGGACAGCGACGCAGGGGACUUACCGGAGUGGGCAAAAGUUCUUGAAGGGAAGAAGAGCAAAAAGAAAAAAAGGAAAGUGAAGCUGUGCCGUUCAAUGUAUAUGAAAUCUGGCGGGCUUGAAGGUGUUCUGGUGCAGAAGAAGAAGAAGAAGAAGGGAACUCAAUCGGUGACAGAGAAAAUGACGCAGCAAAUCAUAUUCCAGGCUGAUCCAGCGGACUCAGUUGCAGGUGACUCCAUAAAUGACAGUAAUAUACAAAACUGCAACAAGGGGAUUAGAGUGAAGAGCAAAAUUAAAGACUCUGAAGCUUUAUGGAGCUAUAUCAAGGAGUUGGGAGUUGCAAUGAAAGGGGAUGAGCUACCGGUAAUCCGAAGGCUUGAAGAAAUGGAGCAUCGAGACAAGGAAAGAAGAAGGAAAGAUAUGGCAACACCGACAACAAGAAAUCAGAGGGAAAUUCGUGAGCUGGUGAAUAAACAUAGACCGGAGGUUUUAUUCUUGCAAGAAACAAAAGUAGAAAAUGUUGAUAAAAGUUAUUGUAAAAGGUUAUGGGAUUCAGAUGACAUGGAUUGGGUAGCAAAAUCAUCCUUGGGUGCCUCGGGUGGUUUAAUUAUCAUAUGGAACAGGGCAGUGCUAAAGAAAGUAAGUGUUUUUGAAGGGGAGGGAUACAUCGGGAUCCAGGGGUUAUGGGGUGCUGAUGCCUUACCAUGCUUUAUGUGUAAUGUGUAUUCCCCAUGCGAUCUUGAGAGGAAGAGGAGUGUAUGGAGAGAACUUGAACAGAUGUUUAGGAAGAACAGGGGGUGUUGGUGUCUUGGUGGGGAUUUUAAUGCUAUUAGAAGUUUGCAAGAAAGAAAGGGGGGUAAGAGCGCCAGGAGAGAAGUAAAGGAGUUUGAACAAUUUAUAGUGAAUAACAGCCUGACAGAUUUACCAUUGCUAGGAAGGAAGUACACAUGGUACCAGCCAAAUGGACAAUGUAUGAGUCGUUUGGAUAGGUUCUUGUUCAAUGAUGAUUGGAUGACAAAAUGGCCUGAUUUAAAGCAAUGGGGACUUGCUAGAUCUCUGUCGGAUCAUUGCCUGAUACUGGUAAAAAAUGAGACACGGAAUUGGGGGCCAAAACCAUUCAAGUUCUUCAAUGCCUGGCUACAUACUCCUGGAUUUAGAGACAUGGUUGCAGCAAAAUGGAAAGAAUUUAAAGUUCAAGGAUGGGGAGGUUUCAUUGUUAAGGAGAAAUUAAAGUUGAUGAAGGACUUUCUUAGGGAAUGAUUGAUAGAGGGUGAGAAUGGUUUGUGGGCUAGGGUGUUAAAAGAAAAAUAUGGCGGUGAGACAAGGAAUUGGGUAUCAAGGCUGAGGGAGGGCGAGGGUGUAGGUUCAUCUUGGUGGAAUGAUAUUUGCAAGUUAAAUGCAACUCCACGUAGUAGGGAAGAGUGGUUAGCUUCAAACUUUAAAUUGAACUUGGGUGACGGAAGAAAGGUUAGGUUCUGGAAGGACGAAUGGGUAGGUGGGGUUACACUUGCUAACAUUUUUCUUAUAUUGUUUAUGUUGGCUACAGAUAAAGAUGGCAGUAUUCGUGAUAUGGGUCUAUGGACAAAUGGGGGCUGGUUUUGGAAUUUUCAAUGGAGAAGACCUUUGCGCGCAUGGGAAGAUGACAAAAUGCAACAAAUGCUCGAGGCCAUAAAACACAUAAUGCCAUCACAAGAGGCGGAGGACACUUGGAGCUGGAGGAUGGAUAAGAAAGGAAAAUAUGCCACAAGAUCAGCCUAUGAAGAGCUUGCAAGUAAAGAAGAAAACAAUUUGAUGGAACACAAAAAGCUGUGGGGUGCAAAGGUCCUAUCAAAAGUGAGUGCUUUCUCUUGGCAACUGCUACUUGAUAGAAUCCCUACCAAGGAAAUAGAGGUUUAUGCUAGUGUUGGGUUCCUUGCAAUUUAGUUUCUUUAGUUGUAUAUUUUUGGAUACACAUGUUGAUGUUUUAUGGGUUUGAGUACCCCUUGUACUCAGUUAAUAUUAUGAUAUUUCUUUUGCUUUUCAAAAAAAAAAUCAGCCAUAGAAUGAAGUAUUAAAAGCAUG
Rubroshorea leprosula is the source of this 2458-nucleotide messenger RNA. NCBI's taxonomy places the organism in Eukaryota, Viridiplantae, Streptophyta, Magnoliopsida, Malvales, Dipterocarpaceae. The record is from the annotation of a GenBank genome assembly.